Molecule: messenger RNA, 4297 nt
Organism: Pogona vitticeps (central bearded dragon)
Lineage: Eukaryota; Metazoa; Chordata; Lepidosauria; Squamata; Agamidae
Gene: SAP130
Product: Sin3A associated protein 130
Biological process (GO): negative regulation of transcription by RNA polymerase II
Cellular component (GO): Sin3-type complex
Source: RefSeq, a predicted model, not a curated record
ACACGACCAAUAGCGUCGCUUCUGCUUCCCCGCCACAUCUCGCGACAUUCGCCUCAGGCGACGCUUCACUCCCGAACUACAACUCCCAGGAGCCUCUCCUCAAGCACCGCCGAAGCCAAUCGCCAGGCGGCUUGAGGAGAAAGUAUCGCCACAGUGGGCAGGACCAUCCGAGACCCAAUCAAUCUGAAGUGGGGAGGGCUGCUCGGUUGCGGCAGCGGAAGCAACACUCCCGGACUGAACCCCUUUCUCCCUGUCAGCGCAAGAAACGGCUCUGGCGGUUAUCCUGCGGGACUCCGCCGCACCCUCGGCUGCAGGUGGAGAUGAGUUCUCAGCAGUUUCCCCGUUCUGGAGCACCUCCUACAAGUCUAGGACCAGCACCUCCAGCAAUCUCCACCAGUGGCUCUACUGGCUUGAUAAACCCAACAACUACAGUAGUGAGUGAUGAGCCCAACCGAGAAUUGGAAGUUGCUCCUCGAGAUCACGUGGUUCCUAGUAGCUCUCUGCAAUCUCGUGAAGAGAAGCAGGAAACAGUGGUAGUUCGGCCAUAUCCGCAGGUGCAGAUGUUGACUCAACACCAUACCGUGCAGUCUGCUGGUGUACCUGUUACAGUGGCAGCUCCACCGGCACAUCUGACUCCUGCAGUGCCACUUUCUUUUUCUGAAGGACUCAUGAAGCCUCCCCUGAAGCCCACGAUACCCAGCCGUCCUAUUGCACCAGCACCACCUUCUACUCUGUCUGGUCCAUCCAAAGUCCCUGGGCAGGUUACUGUAACAAUGGAAAGUAGCAUCCCACAAGCAUCGGCUAUUCCUGUAGCAACAAUCAGUGGACAACAGGGACAUCCCAGCAAUGUGCACCAUAUCAUGACAACCAAUGUUCAGAUGUCAAUAAUCCGCAGUAGUGCUCCUGGGCCACCGUUACAUAUUGGAGCUUCUCAUUUGCCUCGUGGUGCAGCUGCUGCUGCUGUGAUGUCCAGUUCCAAAGUAACAACAGUUCUGAGGCCAGCUUCGCAGUUGCCAAAUGCAGCAACAGCUCAACCGGCAGUUCAGCACAUCAUUCAUCAACCUAUCCAGUCCCGCCCCACUGUGACAACUUCAAGUACCAUUCCUCCUGCUGUUGUAGCAACUGUCUCGGCAACAAGGGCUCAGUCACCUGUUAUUACUACAACAACAACACAUGCUACAGAAUCUACGCUCAGUCGGCCAACUUUGUCCAUUCAGCAGCACCCACCAUCUGCACCUAUCAGUAUUCAACGUCCUGCACAGCCCCGGGAUACAGCAACCAGAAUCACUCUCCCUUCCCAUCCAGCCAUUGGAACACAAAAACAGCAGCUCCACACCAUGGCUCAGAAAACAAUUUUUAGUACUGGUACUCCAGUGGCGGCAGCAACUGUAGCCCCUAUUUUAGCAACCAAUACCAUUCCUUCAGCAACUACAUCUGGUUCUGUGUCUCACACUCAAGCGCCUACAAGCACCAUUGUCACUGUGACUAUGCCCUCGCACUCUUCUCAUGCGACUGCUGUGACCACUUCAAACAUCCCAGUUGCAAAAGUGGUCCCUCAGCAAAUCACACACACUUCUCCUCGCAUCCAGUCCGAUUACACUGCAGAAAGGAGUAAUCUCAUUCCUAUAUCAGGUCACCGCGCAUCUCCAAAUCCAGUUGCAAUGGAAGCUAGAAAUGAUAAUAGACAGUCAGUGCCUGUUCAAUUCCAGUACUUCUUACCAACAUAUCCGCCUUCCUACCCUCUGGCUGCUCACACUUAUACACCUAUUACCAGCUCUGUGUCCACUAUCCGCCAGUAUCCAGUUUCAGCUCAGGCCCCCAAUUCUGCCAUAGCAGCUCAGACAGGAGUUGGAGUAGCCUCCACAGUCCAUCUUAAUCCGAUGCAGCUGAUGACAGUGGAUGCACCUCAUGCCCGUCAUAUUCAGGGCAUUCAGUCUGCACCAAUCGGUGCACAGGGUAUACAACCAGCACCCAUCAGUGCACAAGGAAUACAGUCUGCACCCAUUGGAACCCAAGGCCUGCAUCCAGCUGCACCAAUUGGCACACAAGGUCUUCAGACUGCACCAUUGGCUGCUCAGCAGCCACCAACUGAGACCAAGACAUCAGUGGUAUUGGCAGAUGGAGCCACCAUUAUGGCCAGUCCAAUCAGCAAUACAUUUAACACUGCCCCAGCUUCAACUACAGUGGUACAAACACAUAGCCAGAGUUCUAGUUCUAGCACACCAGCACAGGGAUCAUCCCCUCGCCCAAGCAUUCUCCGGAAGAAGCCCACAACAGAUGUGUUGGCCGUUAGGAAGAAUCUCAUACCCCCGCAACCACCUGAGAUAGCUGGAACUCGAGUAGAGAGCUCUGUGAGAAGCACAUCUGGAUCGCCAAGACCAGCCGGUGCCAAACCAAAACCAGAAAUUCAUGUAUCAAUGGCCACUCCAGUGACAGUGUCUGUGGAAGCAGUAUCUAUUCAGAGCAAUGAGCAGCCUCCUAUCUCAGUUCCGACGUCUCAGCAGCCUCCAUCUGCCAUUCCAACCAUCAUCACUGCAGCCAGUCCACCUUCACAGCCCACAGCAACCCUAUCAACCAUUCCAGGAACUGUGCCAGCUCCUCCACUCACUUCAGCCACAACUGUGACUGCUCCUCCCCCUCCCUCAACCAUAAGUGGCGUCCUUUCUACAGUAUUGGGUCCCGUUGUGCCAGAGAUAAAAAUAAAAGAAGAAGCAGAGCCUCUGGACAUAAUACGACCCGUCUCAGCAGUUCCUCCACUGACUACAAAUACUAGCUCUCCAUCUCUUACGUUGUUGGCCAACAACCUUUCAGUUCCCCCAAGUGACCUGCCACCUGGUGCCUCCCCUAGGAAAAAACCACGGAAACAGCAGCACAUCAUCUCUACAGAAGAAGGGGAUAUGAUGGAGACCAAUAGCACUGAUGAUGAGAAAUCCACUACCAAAAGUUUAUUAGUAAAGGCAGAAAAGCGCAAGUCACCUCCAAAAGAAUAUAUAGAUGAAGAUGGUGUGAGGUAUGUUCCUGUUCGGCCGAGACCACCCAUAACAUUGCUUCGUCACUAUCGCAACCCAUGGAAAGCUGCCUAUCAUCACUUUCAGCGAUAUAGUGAUGUUAGGGUAAAAGAAGAGAAGAAGGCUAUGUUACAAGAAAUAGCUAAUCAGAAAGGUGUGUCUUGCCGUGCACAGGGAUGGAAAGUUCAUCUUUGUGCUGCACAGUUAUUGCAGCUGACUAAUCUGGAACAUGAUGUAUAUGAAAGACUCACCUCCCUGCAAGAAGGAAUUAUCCCCAAGAAAAAGGCAGCAACUGAUGAUGACUUGCAUCGGAUAAAUGAGCUAAUACAGGGGAAUAUGCAGAGAUGCAAGCUGGUAAUGGAUCAAAUAAGCGAGGCUCGAGAAUCCAUGCUAAAGGUUUUGGAUCACAAAGAGCGUGUUCUGAAACUUCUCAACAAGAACGGAACUGUCAAGAAAGUAUCCAAAUUGAAGAGAAAAGAAAAGGUCUAGAGCCAGAGCUGUAAGGACUCUGGAAACAAAAAAUGAUUUUACAGAACAGUGUUAAGGCUUGUUUAUUUGGGGGGGGGUUAUUUUAGAGAGCUGUAUUUGAGUGGGGAGAAAACCCCAAGUUUCAGAGAAGGACAAUGGAUUAAGACAUGGAACCCAUAAUCCCUAAGGGACUAUUACUGACCUUUCAGAGGAACAAAGAUUUUUCUCAGGCUUGUCCCUGUUUAAACUCUUUAACAGUCACAUUUUGUUUAGCCCUCUUGAUGUGCCAGUGCCUAAUAAUUGGAACCAUUGAUACAAACAUAAUAGACAGUCCCCACCCUUCCGUCUUAGUUUUAAAUGUAACUUCACAGGUUUGUACAAUGGAUUCCUGCAACAGACCUCAAGAACCAUCUGUCUUGAAACUAUCUGUCGUAAGUGUUCAGAUUUUUAAGAGAUGACACUACUUCCACUUAGCCCUCUCUGUUGAAGCUCCUUAUUGCAGUGGCUGGAACAAGCUUCAUUAAACCAGUGCCAUUGCAUUGGCAGUUUUGCUACAUUUAGAAUCUUAAGUGGUUCUGAAGUCUCUUGCUGUCAGUUUUUUUUUUAAAAAAAAAUACAUUUCAAAGUGAUUUUUAGUGUUGUGAUGUGUGUGUGUGCGUGUGUGUGCCCAUGUUGGUGCUCCAGGAUAUUGUUUUCAAAAUACUCUCUUACAGCACAGUACAACUGUAGUUGGUGUGAUGCUAUUCAUUGUGUUGCAUACAAUUGUGCUAUAUAACAUCCUGAAAAUAUAAAUAAAGGAUUUACAGGAUUUUGUUUAAGAA